CACGUGUUGGGAAAAAAAAAUGGGUUUCGUCAAUAUGGGCAAAAGUUCUUCCUCGGUUUCGGGGUUCCCAGCAGUUUGACAGCCUUCCGCCGCAUCUUGGCGACCGAGGCGUGCAGGCCUGCGAGAAACCGGCGCUGAUGUGCUCGGACAGCUGGCGUUUUGGCUUUCGGACAGGCGGGAGUGCUCAAUCAUCCCUCUAACCCCUUGCCUUGCCGUCUCCGCAGUCUGUGCAGUUGCUGGAGCUCCUGCUAAGCGCCCAGCCCACGGCCUCCCGCUCUGGUCAUGUGGGCCUGUUUUUAUGUGCAGUGGGAACAGUUAUCGCUUUUUCAGCUAGAGCAGACCAAACGCAGGCGGCCGGUCUAGCAGGAGGGACGGGAGAAGCCGAGAUGUGCUGACGCUGCCUGCGGCACCGUGCGCUUUCCGUGUGUGGCUGGCUGCUGUCGGGGCAGUGCGGGAGAAUGCGAUGGACGGGUUUAAAGGAAUUCACUCAGGAACUUUGAUUCCAAAGAGACUAUUUUCUGUCACCCCUUAGAUGUUCAGGAGUCUUGGUCUAAAUGGGUCCAGUCAUGCCUCCCAGUAAGAAGCCGGAAGGCUCGGGUGUCAGUGUUGCCAGUGGCCUGAGCCAGUAUUACCAGGGGAGCUCGCUGACCAAGGCCCUCCAGGAAGCUGAGGAGCUGGACUUGUCACUGCCGACCACCAAGCUGGAGAAGGGGCCCAUGGAGGACGAAGAGCUCACGAACUUGAACUGGCUGCACGAAAGCAAGAACUUGCUCAACAGUUUCGGGGACUCGGUUUUGCGGAGCGUAAGCCCCGUCCAGGAGAUCGACGACGACACCCCCCCGUCCCCGGCGCACUCAGACCUGCCCUACGACGCCAAGCAGAACCCCAACUGCAAGCCCCCCUAUUCCUUCAGCUGCCUCAUAUUCAUGGCCAUCGAGGACUCCCCCGCCAAGAGACUGCCGGUGAAGGACAUUUACAACUGGAUUCUCGAACACUUCCCCUACUUCGCCAACGCCCCCACUGGGUGGAAAAAUUCAGUGAGGCAUAACCUGUCCCUGAACAAGUGUUUCAAGAAGGUGGACAAGGACAGGAGUCAGAGCAUUGGGAAAGGGUCCUUGUGGUGCAUAGAUCCAGAAUACAGACAGAAUCUAAUUCAAGCAUUGAAAAAGACACCUUAUCAUCCAUACUCCCAGGUGUUCAACACCCCACCUACAUCUCCUCAGGCAUAUCCAAGCAUGCCAAGUGCUCCGCUCUGGCCAGGGAGUCCUUUCUUCAGAAAAAAUGGGGGAGUCCUCUUGCAAGAUCCUGACAUUGAUGCUGCCGCUACCAUGAUGCUUUUGAAUACUCCAGACCUGCCAGCUUCUCUCCCUCAGGGAGUGAUCCAGAACGGAGCUCGGAUGGGGAGUCAGGGGAUAUACCCGGGCAUCAGACCACUGCCAAUCAAUCCGAUAGGAAGCCGGACAGGAGCCGUGAGGGCCUUCCUGGGCGGCUGCCGGGUGCGCAGCGACAGCGAGCCGUCCUGCGGCUCCCCGGUCGUGAGCAGCGACCCGAAAGAGGAUCACAACUACAGCAGCGCCAAAUCCGCGCUCCGCCGCAGCGCCUCCCCCGCCGGCAGCUCCGCCGCCGCCGCGGCCGACAGCCCCAGCGAGCCCGAGGCCGAGGACGAGGACAGGAGGCCGGCCCGCCGGGAGAGCCGGGACGCGCUGGCCGACGCCGGCGGCCUGGCCCCGCACAAGAAAAGGCAACACUUGGCGAAAGCCAAACAGAAAGUUUCGGCCGACACGCUGCCCUUGAAAAAGCGGCGCACGGAGAAGCCGCCGGAGAGCGACGACGAGGAGAUGAAGGAGGCGGCGGGCUCUCUCUUGCACUUAGCAGGGGUCCGGGCAUGUUUGAACAACAUCACCAACCGGACGGCAAAAGGACAAAAAGAGCAGAAAGAGUCUAUGAAAAAUUAAGACUGAAAACAUCAGUUUUAAUAGAAUUUACAGUUUUUUUGUUUUUUUUUCCAAGACAUCAGGUGACUUCUAAUGAUUUGUGGCAAUAUCAACAAUCACUUUGUUUUCCUAUCCUUUAUAGAUACUGUUUUUUGAGGGUUGUUUUUUUGUUGUUUUGUUUAAAGGAGAUUAAAGCCAUAGCAAAACUUUUUCUGAUGCUCAGCUAAUGUUUAGGAACACAUUUUUGUCGACUGAAUAGAGAAGGAAAAACAUAAUACAAUUCCGCCAAACUCAAGUCAGGUUUCUUCGAUUGGCAAAACACGAAAGGUGGAGCAAAAAAAAAAAACAACAACAA
Messenger RNA from Lepisosteus oculatus (spotted gar), 2289 nucleotides. It is a transcript of the gene foxn3, whose product is annotated as forkhead box N3. The record is from RefSeq and is a predicted model, not a curated record. Gene Ontology annotation, molecular function: cis-regulatory region sequence-specific DNA binding; DNA-binding transcription factor activity. Gene Ontology annotation, biological process: regulation of DNA-templated transcription. Gene Ontology annotation, cellular component: nucleus. NCBI's taxonomy places the organism in Eukaryota, Metazoa, Chordata, Actinopteri, Semionotiformes, Lepisosteidae.